This is a messenger RNA of Pogona vitticeps (central bearded dragon), 1851 nucleotides long. Lineage: Eukaryota; Metazoa; Chordata; Lepidosauria; Squamata; Agamidae. The record is from RefSeq and is a predicted model, not a curated record.
CGCGGGUCGGUCGGCCCGGCCUCGCAAUGCCUCUCGGGAGGUGUAGUCCGGGAGGGCUGACAAACCACUGGCGGCGGCGGCGGCGGCCAGAACUCGGGACUCGCUAGAGAGCGGAGGCAGCCGUGGCGUUUUCCCAACAGGCGAAUCGUCCCUCCGAAAGGAGCUUUUGGACCGUCUUGGGUUCAAAACUACGAAGAGUUCUGUGACACCUUAAGGCUCGCAGACGUAUUGCAACAUAAUCUUCUCCCGUCUGGAAGGAAGCUUCGUCGGACACUAAAGUUGAUCUGGCAUUGAUAACUGAAGGAGAAGCAAACAGACUACAGACAAGUAUCAACUUUCUGAAGAUUUCUGAUGAAGGAUGGCUACCCCAUUUGUUCCUGUCCCAAUUCCUAUAGGAAGUUCUACUAGUUUUACCACAAAUAGAAAUCAAAGAAGGUCAUCUCUUGGCAGCAUUUCAACAUGUUCAGAUUCUUCCAAGGGCCAAUUGGAGGAUUCUUCGAACAGUAGUUUUAAAAAGAUGAGUGUCCCUGAUGGGAUUGGAGCCACUUCAUCUCCUUGUAAUAGUCCACUUGUUAGGACUAAAUUUAUAGGUAUAAACACAUCCAUGGAAUAUUGCACACAACCAUCAGAAGAUACGGAACAAAACAGAGAAUUUGGGAGCUGGGAAGAUCGGCCUGCUACACCUACAAUACUAGGUUAUGAGGUGAUGGAAGAGAGGGCAAAAUUCACUGUUUACAAAAUUCUUGUUAAAAGAAAUCCAGAGGAGAACUGGGUCGUCUUCAGAAGGUAUACAGACUUCUCCAGGCUUAAUGACAAGCUCAAAGAGAUGUUUCCUGGUUUUCGACUGGCACUUCCACCAAAGCGAUGGUUCAAGGAUAAUUAUAAUCCUGACUUCCUGGACGAUAGACAGCUGGGGCUACAAGCAUUCCUGCAGAAUUUAGUAGCCCAUAAAGACAUUGCUAACUGCCUUGCAGUAAGGGAGUUUCUUUGCUUGGAUGAUCCUCCCGGUCCAUUUGACAGUCUUGAAGAGAGCAGAGCUUUCUGUGAAACACUAGAAGAAACCAACUACCGUCUGCAUAAGGAGCUCACCGAAAAGCAAAAAGAGGUGGAAGUUCUCAAAAAAUUAUUACACGAGAAAGAAGAGUACAUAGAUGUAUUGGAGAAAAGGAUUGGGGAUUUAAAUUUAGAGGAAAUGAAGUCCCAUACAAUGUCAGGACAGGAGAGUGAGUGCAGUGGUGAAGUAGAGUCAUCUGCAAUAGAGGCCGAUCAAGGUGCUAUGGAAGAAGGCAACAGUUCGGGAAAGGAGAAUCGAGAAACAUGUUGGAGCGGUUCCUUGGCUGAAAACUGUAUACCAGAAAUUGAAGUUGCAGAGGUGGCAUAUUCAGCUGAUGAAUAUUGAACACACAGAUGUGCUACAAUUAGUUCUUAUUUUUCAAAUUACGCCAAGCCCAAUGAUGCACUUUAAAAUACGAAAAAUGACUUAAUGUGCCAAGUGUAUUGGCUUUUUUGAGUUGGACCUGUGGAUGAAGGUGAGACCAGUUUGCACAGUUGUGCCUCUUAGCAUUUGCUUGUUUCAGAUGUUUCCUUUAAUAUUGUGGGUGAGCUUUAUGGGAUCUUCAAAAACAUUCUGCUCAGCAGUUGUUGGCUGAAAGUGCCUUUUGUCCGCUCUUCCAGUGGGAAGAAUGCUGCUUUUGUUCUUCACUGUGCCACCUAGUUCUUUGUUUUAAUGCUGUUAACACACAGUCUCCAUGUGCUUGUUGUCUUCAAUGCUCACUUUGUAUUUUGGGGUUUAAAGACAAAGAUCUGUGCAGAAGUGUAUAAAAGCAUCUGGGGCAAAUAAACUUUUGGACA